Molecule: messenger RNA, 2015 nt
Organism: Phragmites australis (common reed)
Lineage: Eukaryota; Viridiplantae; Streptophyta; Magnoliopsida; Poales; Poaceae
Product: probable monogalactosyldiacylglycerol synthase 3, chloroplastic
Exons: 8
Coding region: 97-1602 (501 amino acids)
Biological process (GO): glycolipid biosynthetic process
Molecular function (GO): hexosyltransferase activity
Source: RefSeq, a predicted model, not a curated record
CUCCUACCCACUCGCCCCCCUCCCCUCCCGUCCCCUCCCAACCGCGAGCGAGUCGCGCUCUCUCCCCCGCCCGUGCCUUGGCUCCUCCUUCCCGCGAUGGCGACGUCCAUGGCGUCGCCGCGGGGGCGGUCGAUCCGGGAGACGGUGCUGGAGACCGUGGCGGCCUACCACCACCAGCAGCGGAUGAGGCGCAAGUUGCGCAAAAGCCUCUCCUACGCCGGGGAGCUCUCCUCCGCGGGCCGCGCGCGCGGGGAGGGAGCGUCCUCGUCAGCGUCGGCCACCUCGCUCUAUGGGCCCGAGGAGGAUGACGAGCCGUUCUGGGAGGAGGAGGAGGGCACCGUCGAGCUCGUCCAGCUCGGGGCCAACCGCGCCAAGAAUGUCCUCAUCCUUAUGAGCGACACCGGUGGCGGACACCGCGCCUCCGCGGAGGCCAUCAAGGACGCCUUCCGGAUCGAGUUCGGCGACGAGUACCGGGUCUUCGUUAAGGAUCUGUGCAAGGAUCACGCCGGGUGGCCGCUCAACAACAUGGAGAGCUCAUACAAGUUCAUGGUGAAGCAUGUGCAGCUCUGGAAGGUGGCAUUCCACAGCACCUCGCCUAGAUGGGUCCAUAGCUUCUACCUCGCCGCUCUCGCCUCAUUCUAUGCCAAGAAGGUGGAGGCUGGACUGAAGAAGUACAAACCAGACAUCAUUAUUAGUGUCCACCCCCUCAUGCAACACAUUCCUCUGUGGGUGCUCAAAUGGCAAGGGCUGCAAAACAGAGUAGUCUUUGUAACCGUCAUCACGGAUCUCAACACUUGCCACCCUACAUGGUUCCAUGCUAAUGUGAAUAGAUGUUACUGCCCCUCAGAAGAAGUUGCCAAGAGGGCAGCAUUGGAUGACCUACAACCUUCUCAAAUCCGCGUGUUCGGUCUUCCGAUUCGACCAUCAUUCUGCCGUGCCGUUCUUGUUAAGGAUGAUUUGAGGAAGGAACUUGAGCUGGAUCCUGAGCUGCCUGCGGUGCUGCUUAUGGGAGGUGGAGAGGGCAUGGGUCCUGUCAAGAAGACUGCAAAAGCCCUUGGAGAAUCAUUGUUUGACAAAGAGCUCGGAAAACCAAUUGGGCAGCUUAUUGUCAUUUGCGGCCGGAACAAAACACUGAGCUCCUCACUGCAGGCCCUCGAAUGGAAAAUACCAGUAAAAAUUAGGGGAUUUGAGACCCAAAUGGAGAAGUGGAUGGGAGCUUGUGAUUGUAUUAUAACAAAGGCUGGACCAGGCACCAUUGCUGAAGCCUUGAUAAGGGGUCUUCCUAUAAUCCUUAAUGACUUCAUACCUGGACAGGAAGUUGGCAAUGUCCCUUAUGUUGUGGACAAUGGUGCAGGCGUGUUCUCCAAAAGCCCUAAGGAAACUGCGAAACUUGUUUCCCUUUGGUUUGGUCCAGACUCAGAGGAAUUGAAAAGAAUGUCAGAAAACGCAUUGAAAUUGUCUCAGCCGGAAGCAGUCUUUGACAUUGUCAGAGACAUCCAUGAGCUCUCUCAGGAGCAAGGGGUGAUAUCACAGAUCUCUGGUUCCUUGACGUCAUCCUUCUUCAUACCAUCACCUGAAACCACACCUAUCCAGUUUAUCUGAAACCUUUAAGCUGUGUAUAUCUAGAAUUGCAAUCUUUGACCUUGUGAGAUUCACAUUCUCCCUACAGUGAGACCUGAAAGUGGAACUUCUGGCAGGCAGGUGAACGUCUUUUUCAUCAGUUGUUGGCAUUGGGAUUCCACAACUUUCAGUUCAUGCGCUCCCGUGGUGGUUAUGGGCUCGUUUGACUGACAGCUACUCGUGUGUAAUGUUGCAUUCAUGUUAACUUUGUUAAAAUCAUUCCUUCACAUCAUGUUCCCCUCUUCAUCGAAUGGGGGAUUGGUGGUGAUGGCUUGUAAAAUACACUCAAUUUUGUGCAUCGAAAAGUCUAAAACCAACCCUUAUCAUGUAACUCAUGUGAUCCAUUCAUUUAAGCGGAAGAUGUGUAUAAUAUGGUGACAAAUUGUUUGAGUGAA